GCUGGCACCGGCUAUAAAGGCAGGGCUCCCCCAGCAGCCGGCAUUCCCCAUCACCAUGGGCGCUCCCCUGCCCUGACAGCCCCUGCCUCCCCCGGGCUCGCCGUCCUCGCUGCCUUAGCGUGGCCCCGGGGUGGGAUGGUGUGAGCUCCCCCCACCCCACCCCCGGCUGGUUCUUGGCAGCAGGCGAGCCCGCCAGCCGCUUGGAUGAUUUGAUUUCUUCCCUGCCCGAAAUUACUCCUGCCCAGAUGCAGUGGAUAAUAUUCAUGUUGCUGUUAUUCAUCAGCUCCAUGGAAAUGCUCACGCAGAACCGAUGGAAGAAGCAAGGUACGGUGCGCGUGGCUGGCUCGUCCCACUCAGUGAGCGCUGGCCUGCUGGAGAACUGCACGGGCUGCGUCCUGUGCUCGGAGGACAACGGCUGCAUCACCUGCCACCACCGGCUCUUCCUGCUCAUCUGGAGGGAUGGCAUCCGCCAGUACGGGAUGUGCGUCCACACCUGCCCUCCCGGCUACUUCGGCGUGCGGGGUCUGGAGGUCAACAGAUGCACAAAGUGCAGGUCACCCAGCUGUGAGAGCUGCUUCAGCAGGGACUUCUGCAUGAAGUGCAAAGACAAGUUUUACUUGCACAAGGGCCAGUGUUUUCGGCAGUGCCCCCCCAGCACCGCGGCACAGCCCGGCACCCGUGAGUGCCAAGAGACGUGUGAGCCGGGUCCAUGGAGCGAGUGGAGCGCCUGCACCCACGAGAGCCGGACCUGCGGCUGCAAGUGGGGUGUGGAGACGCGGGUCCGGGAGGUGCCAGCAGCCGCCCGGGAGGAGGGUGCUGCCUGCCCAGCGCUGCUGGAAACAAGGAAGUGCCGUAUGAGGAAGCACUGCCCAGGAGAGAAAACUGAACCCAAAAAUAAAGGCAAAAAGCGACAGAAGAAGCCGAAGACAGAAGCACAUGCGGGUACCUAACGGCACUGGCACGGGAGCUGGGGCAGCACGGCGGGAGCCAGGCGGGAGCUCUCUGUGCCAUGGCCAGCAGCACCAAGAGCUCCCGACCGGCUCCCACCGUGCUGCCCCAGCUGCGUCGCCCCCAUUUUUCCAUCCACAAAAAAAUUGCACAAUUUUCUCCCCCUCCUCCCCUUUUCUUUUGAGACAAUUUAUGGCCUGUAAAACAUUUCCUUUUCAGAAAAUCUAAUUUGCAGUGUCCAAAGCAAUGCCCUGGGGCUCGGGGAGGGGGUGACUCCUUUAUUUUUCUGUUUUUCUCUCUCCCCCAGCCUGCUUGGCCCCUUCCCUUGCUCCAGCUGGGUGGGAUGGGGUUGGUCCUGGGGUAGGACCCCACUGAUGAAGACGAUGCCUGCCUGAGUACCGUCCCUCAGGGCUGGGAGAUGCCCUGUCCUCAUGGGAUCCUGAUUGCACAUGGGUGCUGGGGUGCACAACGCACCACUGACUUGCUCCGGGUGCUGGACUGGGUCCCUCAUCCUCAGCCACCGGCAUGGAGGAUGGCAGGACCCCCAGGAUUGAGAUCCCUCUGGGGACCAUGUCAUUGCUCACAGCAGCCCAACCUGGUGCUCAGCAUCCCCACAGGCACAACUGUGGGCCAAAUCCUGCCAUCCUCAGGCUCACAGAAGGGCUGGAGGAGCUGCUCUUCCCAGCUGGAUGCAGGCACAGAAAUUUGGGGUGGUUGUGGCCGCGUUCGGUCCAGGACAGGGGUAUACAUGAUGCAACUGCAGCUGCAGGAGGAAGCCUGGGCAAGGGAUGCUGCUGCCUCCUGCAUCCCACAGCCAGGAUGCACUGGGGGCAGCCCCCCCAGCCCGCUCCCAACCAUCAUCUGUGGCAUGACCUGGGGGUGCUGAACUCAGCUGUGCCAGCCUAUCCUGCCAAGCCAGCUGCCAUACUUGUGUCGCCUGCAGAAAUAAAUGGUGUGUGUCUGUGAGGCACGGAGGGCUGUAUCAGCAUAUUUGACAUGUGUUUGCUCAAAUUGCUGCUCCAGCCACAGGCAUCUCUGUAUUUGGGGGUUUGCCAGGGUCAGAGCCCCCCAUCCCUGCUCCAAGCGUGGGCAAGGGGAGGCUGGGUCUGGCAGUGGGGUGUAGGGGCUGCGAGGGCCACACGGACCCUUCAGGGUGAGGGCACUGGGUGUCAGCAUUGAGCUAGCCCCGGGAGCCAGCACGAAGCUGCCAUAGCAGCUCCUCCGUUUGCUUAAUGUCAAAUAAAUAUAUUAAACCUCCA
This is a messenger RNA of Falco peregrinus (peregrine falcon), 2207 nucleotides long. RefSeq names its product R-spondin 4 (gene RSPO4). The record is from RefSeq and is a predicted model, not a curated record. Bases 246 to 950 code for a protein of 234 amino acids. The transcript has 5 exons. NCBI's taxonomy places the organism in Eukaryota, Metazoa, Chordata, Aves, Falconiformes, Falconidae.